CAUUAACUAAAUCAAUGUAUUUAUUUCGAGAAUCUCGCCAUCCAAACAUGACUUUAGUUCCCUGAGGAUUUCAUCGUUUAGUUAUUGAAUAUAAGCAACAAAGGUUCAGCACCCAUGUGAUGAAUUUUUUUUAUGAAGGCAGCAUGUGAUGAUCGAAUUGAUCGAGACAUUCAUUGACUUGAUUUCCCACUAGCCUUAUUUUGUUAAUUAAUUAUUGUCAUUAGUUAACUAAAUUGAGCUGUCCAAUGGGGUUUCAUUUUUUUUAUUUAAUGAAUGAUUCCAAACUGGAAAAGUUAAAAAAACAACUUGUGGAUGGCCGAAGCUAUUUCGCAUGAAUGCAUCUUUGAGAGUUAUGAGAAGUUAUAUAUAUAUAUAUAUAUAUAUAUAUAUAUAUAUAUAUAUAUAUAUAUAUAUGUGGUGGCGUAUUCGGUCAACUCAAUUUUUUAGGUGCAUUCAGUGCAUUCAUUUCAUAAUCGUCAUUUUAAACAUGCGAUUUAUGUCAAAAUGAUGUCAAUCAUCACUUAUGAUGUGAUAAACAAUAACGCACAUGAAUUUGCACAAAACCAUUAAAAUUGUACUUUAAUUUGAAGGAUUUAGGGUUUAGAGAUUUAGGGUUAGGGUUUACGAUUUGGGGUUUAGGGAUAGAACUCAAAAUUGGAGGUCUAGCGCUUAGGGUAAUCCGCUAAUUAGUUGUUAUCAUAUGUUAUAUCAUCAUAUUAAACUAAUUCUACAAAUUAAAUUUCAAAAUUCGACACCUUAAUACUAGUUUUUGAGUUGGGUGCACUGAACGCACUCAUUUUUGUGACUACAGUCGAAUAAGAAGAUAAAUAUUGAGAUAAGUUGUAUUCCCGGAGAAACCCCAUCAAGCCCAAGCCGUCAUCGCAGUGGGUUUGGGCCAAACUCAUUACGCUCAAUAAACCUGAACCAAAACUCUAUUGCGGUGACUUCAGGUACGAGUUAAGUUGGGCUGGACCUGGACUGAUGGUCAAGGCCUUUAUUCAUCACUCUAUAAUUGGCAACUGUUAUCAUUGGUCGCCCUAAGGACUCUACGGUCAGCAGUCCACUAAAUUAGGAAUGAAAAAAUAAGGAUCAUAGGUAUAAUAUGCCCUUAUACUAUGUAGUUUUAUCAAACAUGUCCCUCUACUAUUUUUUACAUCAAACAUGCUCCUCUACUUUGGAAAAAUUAUCAAACAUGCCCUUAUGUAAAAUUUUCAUUAAAAAAUGGUCAAUCACAUUUGAACCAAGGUAUUUGGCUAUACAAAAGAAAUAGAACAAUUCUAAAGUAAAAUUAUUAAGACUAUUUUAGAUAUAGGUGUCGCCCAAACCAAGUUUCGACCAUGAUUGAUGGUUUUUAGAUGCAAAUUUUAACAAAAGAGCAUGUUUGAUCAUUUUUACAAAGUAUAAGGGCAUGUUUUAUGUAAAAAAUAGUAGAGGGGCAUGUUUGAUAAAACUACAUAGUAGAGGGGCAUAUUAUACCUAUAACCCCAAAAAUAAAACUUGCAAUCUUACGCAUAGAGAAGAAACAAACGUUUAAUUUGGCCCAAUAUACCAACGCAAAAUGUACCGAAAGAGAUUUUUUUUAUAAAUGGAUUCAUCGCAUCUCAUCUUUCAUUCACAAUGAAACGUGGCACAAAAGGCCUUGACAGUCAUACAAAAGAAGGUUACAAAUGGUAGAGUCCGAAACAUCAAUCUUAUGAAAACCCAAAGGUAAAGAAUGACCUCUACUAGCGAGGGCGUCAAAACACUGGUUUCCCUCUCGGUAAAUGUGGGAAAUAGACACACUUGCCAGUUACGGGCAAGCAACUCCUGGAACCGGUCAAUCAAGCAACAUGAUGGUGGUUGGGACUCUCUCUACUCUGCAGGAACUGGACCGCACACCUGGAGUCGAGUUCGACGCGAACUCGACGAUGACCUUCAUUCCAAGCCAAUUGAAACCCUUCCACAUCGCCUCUCAAUUCUGCUCGGGUUACAGAACAAAUACCCAAGUUCAAAGCAAAAGCUGCAAUGCAAUUUUCUGUGUGAUCUCUAAUCAAGGCAGCAGCUGCAGCAUGGCCUGAUUCAUGGAGGACAGAGCCGAAUCGUUACACCUCAAUUAUCGAUUAAUUAUUUCAGUGCAUCAUUUGCUCUCACCAAGUCUGAAGUCUGAACAGUUCACUUCCUAGUUCCCCCUCGCCACCUUCUCUUCUUCACCAAAACCAACACACAAAGCAAACCAUUCCAUUCUUUGUGAAGCCUGAAGGGGUCGUUAAUGGAAUAACGCGCCAAAAAGGAG
Molecule: messenger RNA, 2272 nt
Organism: Linum trigynum
Lineage: Eukaryota; Viridiplantae; Streptophyta; Magnoliopsida; Malpighiales; Linaceae
Source: the annotation of a GenBank genome assembly